AUGGAUGAAAAAGGAAAACGAUUGGUGCCUGAUUUGGAUUUGUCCCUUAAAAGUCCAGCAGAUCAAGAGGAACCAAGCAAUAAGGUUCUAACCCUUGAUGAAGCAGUUGAUUUUGAAUUGAAGCAUGGAAAUGUUGACCCCAACGUGGAUUUGAAGAAGCUCAGAAGGACUAUAUCGAAUCGAUUAUCUGCGCAAAGAGCCCGUAUUAAGAGGAAUGAAUGCAUUGUUGAAUUGGAAAAGAAGGUGAAAUAUCUCGAGGAUAAGUUAGCUAUCAUGACACCAGAAAUAGAAAAUGUGAAUGGCAGAAAUGAGAUGUUGAGGCUGGAGAUAAAAAUGUUGCAAGAACAGAUGGAUAGUGUCACUAACAAAUCCAAACUACGCACUGCGCAAAUGGAAGAGAUGAAACCUGAGUUGAGGAGGCUUAAGGAACUUGAAAAGGCUUUGAAGAAAAAAGCAUAG
This is a messenger RNA of Lycium ferocissimum, 459 nucleotides long. RefSeq names its product basic leucine zipper 61-like. The transcript has 4 exons. Bases 1 to 459 code for a protein of 152 amino acids. Gene Ontology annotation, biological process: positive regulation of DNA-templated transcription. Gene Ontology annotation, molecular function: DNA-binding transcription factor activity; DNA binding. Gene Ontology annotation, cellular component: nucleus. The record is from RefSeq and is a predicted model, not a curated record. Lineage: Eukaryota; Viridiplantae; Streptophyta; Magnoliopsida; Solanales; Solanaceae.